Rhizoctonia solani is the source of this 993-nucleotide messenger RNA. RefSeq lists its product as uncharacterized. Bases 1 to 993 code for a protein of 330 amino acids. The transcript has 9 exons. The record is from RefSeq and is a predicted model, not a curated record. NCBI's taxonomy places the organism in Eukaryota, Fungi, Basidiomycota, Agaricomycetes, Cantharellales, Ceratobasidiaceae.
AUGCUAGGUAUGGUCAAUAGUGUCUCCAGCACCACAGCACCUGUUGGCGGCACAGCCACAGAUCUACCUGCGCAGUACAUAAAGGGGGGAAAAUUUGUAAAGAUUACCUUCCCUGAUGGUACCCAGAAAACCGUCCCAACCAUCAAAAAACUGCAGAACAUCAAGAAGUGCAAGGGGUUAGAAGGAUAUCAAGGCCAAAUUUUGAAACAACUUGGCGAGUUGCUUGGGAAUGUUGGAGUUACCUGGGAGCUAGUCCCUUACAAUGUUUGGGCUGCCAUCCUUGUCUCUACUAAGGCCGCAUACCCGGUCCUCUACUGCUUCCCAGAGGACUGGGCUGGGAAAGCCUUGAUGAAGACCAUAUGCAAAAACAAGCGUGACACCAAGGCAAAUAAGCAAGGGCGGCUACGCGGAGGGAAGAAAAGAAGAGCCCGUGAGGAAGAGCUUGCCAAAGAAGAGCCCGCCAAAGAAGAGCCCGCCAAAGAAGAGCCGCCAAAGAAGAGCCCAUCAAGGAGGACCCCGUGGCCGAAGAACCUGAUGAUGUUGGAGUGCGGUGAGCUCAACAAGGACCGCAGAUCUAGGAAAGGCCAAGACCCCACUGCUGCCGCCAUUGCCAAGUCCGCCAAAUCCUUGCCCAUAUCAAAGCCAUCCCCGCCUCCAAAGGUGCCUCUGGCUACUGUGAAAAAGGCAGGCAUUGGUAAGACUACCAAUCAACGGCACCAAUCACCAAGUCCACCAAUACGGAGUCUCAAGAGGAAGGCUCAACCUGAACCUGGCCCCGGUGUGGAAUCCAACCUUGAAACCGCAACCAAACCAGCAAAACCCCCGCCAACCAAGUGCCAAAAGGGCAGCGUACAUACCAAAGGGAAAGUGUCCAGGCGCUCAAACUCUUGGGCACAGAACUGCCAAGACGAAGUCUUGCAGCUGGAGAGUGCGAGUGCAAAGAAAGAAGAAAUCCACUGCUAUAGCCUCCACCUCUGCCUCGAUUUCAACUAA